AGAGAGAGAGGGGGGGGCCGGCAUGCCAGCACCAGAAGCAGACCGGCACCGAGCCAGGACCCGACCCGCGGUCCGAACCCGAGUCCCGCUCCGGCAGCUCCUCCGGGUCGCGUCGGUUGCAUGCGGAAUUCAAUUCGGGUGGGCUCUCCAGCUCUCGCUCCUGACCCCCUACGUUCAAGAGCUCGGAAUCCCUCACGCUUGGGCCAGCGUCAUAUGGUUGUGUGGGCCCUUAUCGGGCCUCGUGGUCCAGCCCCUGGUGGGCCACAUGAGCGACCGGUGCAACAGCCGCUUCGGUCGCCGGCGGCCCUUCAUAGUCGUCGGAGCUGCCUGCAUCGCCGUCGCCGUUCUCAUCAUCGGAUACUCCGCCGAUAUCGGGUACUUGCUCGGCGAUCGAGGCGGCGGAGUCAGGCCCAGAGCCAUUGGCGUGUUCGUGUUCGGGUUUUGGAUUCUGGACGUGGCCAAUAAUGUGACUCAGGGUCCUUGCAGAGCUCUCCUCGCUGAUCUCACUGCAAAGGAUUAUCGAAGAACUCGAGUGGCAAAUGCUUAUUUCUCUCUGUUUAUGGCGGUUGGUAAUGUUCUUGGCUAUGCAACUGGAUCAUUCAGUUACUUGUACAAGGUUUUUCCAUUUUCAAUUACUCCUGCAUGCAAUAUUAACUGUGCAAAUCUCAAGUCUGCUUUCUUGGUCGACAUUGCCUUCAUUGUAAUUACUACGUGUGUAAGCAUAUCAGCAGCUCAGGAAUUACCUCUGAGUUCAAGCAACAGUACUACACCCUUUUCUGAGGAAGGGCCAGGACAGUCGAGCCAUGCUGAAGAAGCUUUUCUCUGGGAACUUUUUGGGACUUUUAGAUAUUUCUCAGGGUCUAUAUGGAUAAUCCUACUAGUUAUUGCUCUAAACUGGAUCGGGUGGUUUCCAUUUCUUCUCUUUGAUACCGAUUGGAUGGGUCGAGAGAUUUAUGGUGGCAAGCCAAAUGAAGGGUUAAAUUAUAAUACAGGUGUUAGAAUGGGUGCUCUUGGUCUGAUGUUGAACUCAGUUGUUCUUGGUAUAACUUCGGUGCUUAUGGAGAAGCUUUGCAGGAAAUGGGGGGCUGGUUUCGUGUGGGGGAUUUCAAACUUUCUCAUGACUCUUUGCUUUCUUACAAUGCUUGUUAUUACAUAUGUGAACAAGGGUAUUGGCAUUGUGGGCCAUGAUUCGCCUCCAGAUGGCAUUGUGAUAGCCGCACUGGUUGUUUUUGCAAUUCUUGGUGUUCCAUUGGCGAUCACAUACAGUGUUCCAUACGCCUUGAUUUCUUCUCGUAUCGAGUCUUUGGGACUUGGCCAAGGGUUAUCAAUGGGUGUACUGAAUCUGGCAAUAGUAAUCCCACAGGUGGUGGUAUCCCUGGGAAGUGGACCAUGGGAUCAGCUAUUUGGUGGUGGAAACUCUCCAGCCUUUGUCGUGGCAGCAGUUGCAGCCUUAGCCGCAGGGCUGCUGGCCAUCUUGGCUAUUCCGCGGUCUGCUCCUCAGAAGCCCAGAGCUUUCACAUGAGCAAUUAUAUGGAUGUUGAGCUCAACUUCCACUUGAAGUGCUUCCAUUCAGCAAAUUGUACAUCAGAGCUUCUUCAAUAUAUAUAAUUCCUAUUUGAAAUUGAGGACCGUCUCCUGCUGAGCACUUGAUGAAAUCCCUUUGUCAGAAUCAUAAUUUUGUUUAGACAUUGGGAGUCCAUUUGCAAUGGGUGAUGUUAGACCUCUCGUUUUUAGAAGUGUGAUGGGAAACAAGUUAGUCAUAAAGCGAUAAUCUUUCGCAGACGCUGGCAAGUACAUUGAUGUAAUAGCUGUCACUAGUGCCUGAUGAGACAAGUUAUCUACAAUUAGUGGAGAAUUUCUUCAAUGAAAAUCAGUCCCAUCUGCUGGAUUGUGGCAAAUUGCCAUGGAAAAGUAGGUGAAGCCUCAGCUGUAGAUUCUGAAAUUGCUCCUAGACUAGUUCCCUACCAACCAAAGAUAUGUUUCCGCUGUUUGAGAAUUAUUCCUCAUGAAAAUAUCGUAAUUCUCUUUCUAGGCAAAGUUGAUUGUGCGAUGGUGGUUUGAUUGUGAGGUAUUGGAAUCUCAUGCGUUUUUAUGCAUGAAUUUGUUGUAUGAAUAUGGCGAAAUGUUCUUGGUGGCCAACAGUGAAUAUGUGAAUUGUACUGAUUAAAACCUUGAUAGAGACAUGUCUUUUAUUCGCUGAUUUUAAAAUUUUUUUGUUGGAAA
Molecule: messenger RNA, 2223 nt
Organism: Prunus mume (Japanese apricot)
Lineage: Eukaryota; Viridiplantae; Streptophyta; Magnoliopsida; Rosales; Rosaceae
Gene: SUT4
Product: sucrose transporter 4
Biological process (GO): sucrose transport; transmembrane transport
Cellular component (GO): plasma membrane; vacuole
Molecular function (GO): sucrose:proton symporter activity
Source: RefSeq, a predicted model, not a curated record